UUUAUCCGAUGAGACAUUGAAACCACUGGCUACCCAUCGUCACUCGUACCUUCUGAACAGAAUCUAACAUUAAUACCAACGUCUUCCCUCUCCCUCUUCUUCUCUCUUUCUCCCAAAGCUGUGUGUUGAUCGGUUGGUGCCGGUGGGAUUUAAUGCGUAAAAUUCCGUCGCCGUCACCGUUACCGUCACCACCAUCGCCAUCGCUGCAAGGCAUGAGAUGAGACCAUGUGAGUCUCCCUCCUUCCUUAUUAUCGCUGUGCCCGAUCGGAGCGCCAACGCUAAGAUGCGCAGGGCUAUCUCUUCUUCCUCCCAUCCUUCUCUUCAUCCUACCUUUGUCUAGGUUUUCUUUCUAGCUUCAUUUCCUCCUUCCAACCAAUCCAUGGCCACAAGGGUUUGGCAAACGGGAAUUCUUCUUUUACUGGUUUUUGGGAGGGUCAACUGCGCUGACGCUGAGGCUGAGGCUGAGCCCCUUAGAGAAAAAUCGUCUUCGUCGUCGGCCGUUUGUCCUGUGGUCUCCGUUGUGGACUCGAUCUUGCAGUUUCCAGAUUUGUGUUGGGAUCCGGAUUGGCUCUCCAAUGGUGGUUCUGGUGGGAAUUUCAUCAGUGUUACGGAGGGGGAUGAGGUUUCAUUACAGAAGGCGCUGAAUCUUGUUCAUAGAAACAGCCAUGAGUAUGUAUCCAUGCUGUUCUAUGCUUCAUGGUGCCCAUUCUCAAGAACUUGUAGACCUACAUUCACUGUUCUGUCUUCCUUGUAUCCUUCCAUCCGCCAUUUUUCUGUGGAAGAAUCUGCAAUCAGACCAAGCAUAUUAUCAAGGUAUGGAGUGCAUGGAUUCCCAACACUUUUCCUCCUUAAUUCUACAAUGCGAGUGCGUUACCAUGGCUCGAGGACCCUCAGUUCUCUCAUUGCUUUCUACACUGAUGUUACAGGUAUCAAGCCUGCAUCACUGGGUAAGAUGUCUGUGGAGAAAAGUGGGAACCCAUCAAAUCUUGGUAAACUUGAAGACUUUGAGCAAGAAAGCUGCCCCUUUUCAUGGGCAAGAUCUCCAGAGAACAUGAUUCGGCAGGAAACUUAUUUGGCUCUGGCUACAACAUUUGUGCUUCUGAGGUUUCUGUAUUUCCUUUAUCCAACAUUGGUGGCAUGUGCUCAGUACAUCUGGAGAAGGCAUGUCCAGGAUGCAAACUUGGUUAGCUUCUGGAAGCUUCCUCUUGCUUACCUUAAUCAAGCAGUGCAGGUUUCUAAUGUGCUGAAAGAGCCUUGCAAGAGAAGAAAUUUGCAGGAAGGAGCAAUCAAUGCCAGGGUUUGGGCGUCCAAAUCACUUGCCUCAGUUUCCAUUGGUGAUGCAAGUUCUAGCAGGGGUUACUCUGGAAAUGAAAGGUGAUAAGGAUCCCCUGGAUCCCGGCUUCUGACUGUAGAACAAAAUGUUGGAGAUUUAUACAGAUGGAUUUUGCCUGCUGCAUAUGCAAUGUUGGUGGAACUAUCUUGUUCCAGGGUGGAAACGCUUUUUGGGUUUAAGUUGGGAUUGGUGCUGUGUCUGGGUCCUUAUGACUGGGAAUGUCCUGUAUCUGGCAGCUGUAGUGACUCGGUUUCUUACAUCUGUUUAUAUAAUUCUAGUUACAUUUAUGAGUAGGGGGUAUAUGGAAGAUCUUUGCUUUCA
Messenger RNA from Macadamia integrifolia, 1654 nucleotides. Its product is annotated as 5'-adenylylsulfate reductase-like 4. The transcript is spliced from 4 exons. Bases 380 to 1378 code for a protein of 332 amino acids. The record is from RefSeq and is a predicted model, not a curated record. Lineage: Eukaryota; Viridiplantae; Streptophyta; Magnoliopsida; Proteales; Proteaceae.